Messenger RNA from Chinchilla lanigera (long-tailed chinchilla), 900 nucleotides. RefSeq names its product trace amine-associated receptor 2. The transcript has a single exon. Gene Ontology annotation, molecular function: trace-amine receptor activity. Gene Ontology annotation, biological process: G protein-coupled receptor signaling pathway. Gene Ontology annotation, cellular component: membrane. The coding region runs from base 1 to 900 and encodes 299 amino acids. Lineage: Eukaryota; Metazoa; Chordata; Mammalia; Rodentia; Chinchillidae. The record is from RefSeq and is a predicted model, not a curated record.
AUGGCAGGAGCCAUCUUCAUCACGGUAUUUGGAAAUCUUGCCAUGAUAGUUUCCAUUUCCUACUUCAAGCAACUUCACACACCAACCAACUUCCUCAUCCUCUCCAUGGCUGUCACUGACUUCCUCCUGGGCUUUGCUAUCAUGCCAUAUAGUAUGAUCAGAUCGGUAGAGAAUUGUUGGUAUUUUGGGAUUAUAUUUUGCAAGAUUCACUAUAGUUUUGACCUGAUGCUAAGCAUCACAUCCAUUUUUCAUCUAUGCUCAGUGGCCAUGGAUAGGUUCUAUGCUAUCUGCUAUCCUUUACAAUAUUCCACCAAAAUCACUAUUCCAGUCAUUAAAUGGUUGCUGCUUCUGUGCUGGUCAGUUCCUGGAGCAUUUGCCUUUGGGGUGGUUUUCUCUGAAGCCUAUGCUGAUGGAAUAGAAGGCUAUGACAUCUUGGUCGCUUGUUCUAGUUCCUGCCCAGUUAUGUUUAACAAGCUAUGGGGAACCACCUUGUUUAUGGCUGGUUUCUUCACUCCUGGGUCUAUCAUGGUGGGAAUUUAUGGCAAAAUUUUUGCGGUAUCCAGAAAGCACACUCGUGCCAUCAAUACCUUAUCAGAAAAUCAAAGCAGUCAAAUGAGGAAAGACAAAAAAGCAGCCAAAACUUUAGGAAUAGUAAUGGGUGUUUUCUUGUUUUGUUGGUUUCCCUGUUUUUUCACAAUUUUACUGGAUCCUUUUUUGAACUUUUCUACUCCUGUAGCUCUGUUUGAUGCCUUGACAUGGUUUGGUUAUUUUAACUCAACAUGUAAUCCCCUAAUAUAUGGUUUUUUCUAUCCUUGGUUUCGCAGAGCACUUAAGUAUAUUUUGCUAGGCAAAAUUUUCAGCUCACAUUUCCAUAAUACUGAUUUGUUUACUCAAAAAUAG